Molecule: messenger RNA, 2667 nt
Organism: Hymenoscyphus albidus
Lineage: Eukaryota; Fungi; Ascomycota; Leotiomycetes; Helotiales; Helotiaceae
Source: the annotation of a GenBank genome assembly
AUGACACUCCGCCAAGCUCUUCCCUUAGACCUCAACGCUCUCUUGGAGGUCGUCCACCUCGCAAUGCCCGAUGAACCCUCUUGGCCCUAUCGCUACGCUUACAGUGCCCAAUUCCCCGAGGAUACCUUAAAGUACACUAGGAUGGUCUUUGAGUACUUUCUUGAUCCCGAAUUUGAAGAUUGGUGCGCUAUGGUUGUGGAGAGUGAGAUUGGGGGUGUUGGGAUGAUGGUGGGAUUUGCGGUUUGGUAUUUUGGGUAUGGGUGUGUGGAUGAAGGGACAGAGGGAAAGUUUGUUAGGAUUCGUGAGUUGGUUGUUUUGAUUUUGGUGUUGGUGUUGGUGUUGGAGUUGAACGGGGGUGCUGAUUAGGUUAUGCAGCGCAUUUGGAAGUUGAGAAGAGAGGUGGGAGGACGAGGAGGGAUCUCCAUCCUGCGAGGAAUGCUGCAGUUAAGGAAGCUUACAUAGAAGGUAAAACGAGGUAUCUUGAUGAUGUUGACGGGGAUAAACAGCUACUUUUACAAUGGCUUGUAUGUUGAACUUCUUUGCUCCUAUUCCUAUGACCUUCCUCGCUAUAAUCAAGUUAAUCAUUUCGUAAUUGAGACUAUCCAGGGCGUUCAUCCUGAUUUCAGACGAAGGGGUUUUGGGACGACGUUGUGUCAAUGGGGUUUGGAGAAAGCGGAUAGUGAUGGCGUGGUCCUGGCCGUUAUGGGAGGGAAAGUAGGGAUGGAUCUUUACCGCACUUCGGGAUUUGAGGAGCCAGGUAAGGUGAGGGCACGGGUUGAGGGGGAGGUGGAUUAUAUUGAUAUUUGUGCUUUGGUUUGGGAUGGGAGGAGGAAAUAGUCUUACCCCUAGUUGUGUAUAUUGAUAGCUCUAUCUAAAAGGAAUAUGUUGGUAAUCUUCUUUAAGCCCUUUCGAGAAAUAUUAUUAUAGAACUCGUAAUAAGUUGGACAGAUUAAGUAGUUUAUUGUUGUGCUGGGUCUACUUUCUCUUUUGCUCCACUUCCUUAUUUGAUCCACUUAUAGUUCUGCUGCCUAAAUGCUUCAUGUCUGCCUAAACCUUACACUCUUUAUAUAAACACCUUAGAUAGCUACCUUUUACAAGGCAAUCAAUUCUCCAUGACCUUCAGUACCCAAUACCCUUUCAACCCAAUAUUUAUUUAAACUGUAUCUAUUGAAUAUCGUUAACUUAGAAGAAGUAAAUGAAGGAAAUUACUAAGCUAGGUAUGUGCUAAUAUGCAUUUGUUUAACUCCGUACUUACUAGUAACUACUACAUUUUCCGGGAGGCUCCGAGGCGCCAGUUUAUUAUAAAGAUUUUCAUUUGAUAAACACAAAAGCCGCGAAUAUUAUAAAGUUGUAUUUUACGUAAAAUCGGCUUCAAUGUUUUUCUCGAGUAACAAAGAGGCAUCGGAUCCGACUCCAAUAAUAACAACAGGAACCAACCAACAUUCCAAAUCUCACUUAAUAUUUCUGCCACCCAAGCUUUCCCGAACCCUUCAAAAAUGCCCAUGUGGCGAAUGUACCAGUCAUUUUACUUCCAGAAUAUCCCUGCUUGUAAUCACUAACUUGGUUGAGUUGACUCAAUACGGCGCGUUACAAUUUCGCUGAAACAUAGACUCACCUCUAGAUCUAAUAACACUCUCUCCUACUACCCGAAUCGCACAUCUCUUUUCGCACGAUACUAUGGCCAAAGUUUCGUCGCCUCAUAAUAUCAUCCUACCUACUGGACAAGAAAAAGAAGUUAUUAAUAUGAACCCAAUGCCCUACACGACAUUCAUUUCUCGAGAAAAAAAGCUCUUAACAGUGCUCCUUGGUCUCGCCACCAUCGCUUCCCCUCUCAUGGCAACGAUAUAUUUUCCACUUCUCCCACUUUUGAGGGCAAAUUUCAAAACAUCAUCGCAGGCAAUCAAUCUUACAAUCACGAUAUACAUUAUUUUUCAAGCCCUAUCAGCCGCAAUCUUCGGACCUCUUUCAGAUACAUUGGGUCGUCGACCAAUCUAUCUCUUAACGUUAGCACUCUACGUCAUUGGCAACAUAGGCCUGGCAUUGAAUAAGCACAAUUAUGCGGCAUUGCUGUCUCUCAGGGCUGUGCAGAGUAUGGAGGCUAGUGCAGCGUUUGCUGUGAGUUAUGGUGUGGUUGCUGAUGUGUGUGUCCCGAGUGAGAGAGGUCGAAUGCUGGGUCCUGUGAGCAUGGCUUUGAAUCUGGGAGCAUGUGUGGGUCCAGUGGUAGGAGGAUGGGUCGCGUUUAUUAGUGGCAGUUUUGAGUGGGUAUUUUGGUCGCUGGUUAUCGUGGGUGCUGUUUUGCUGGUGGGUGUUGCGUGUCUAUUGCCUGAGACGGCCAGGUCUGUAUUUGGGAAUGGCCAUGGAAGAAGAUAUUUGAAUUGGUGGGACAAAAGCUUGUGGAGUUUGAGCAAGUGUUGGGUCGACUCUAAGAAAGGAAAGUGCCAGGUGGAAACAGAAUUUGGAAGGAAAAAUUCAGUUGCCGAAGAAGGACGUGCCAAUAUUGGAAGGAGGUUUGAGAUGCGGAAUCCUUUGGCUUGUUUAUUGAUCAUCUUUCACUACGAUACCUUUCUCGCACUUUGGAUGCACAGUUCUUUCUAUACUGUCGACUAUUCGAUGGUAGCUGCAACCCCCGACAUAUACAAAUCUAUCUAUCGAUUCAACGAAAUGUAA